This is a messenger RNA of Saccostrea cuccullata (small rock oyster), 1129 nucleotides long. RefSeq names its product sushi, nidogen and EGF-like domain-containing protein 1. Bases 38 to 1129 code for a protein of 363 amino acids. Gene Ontology annotation, biological process: cell-matrix adhesion. The transcript is spliced from 7 exons. Lineage: Eukaryota; Metazoa; Mollusca; Bivalvia; Ostreida; Ostreidae. The record is from RefSeq and is a predicted model, not a curated record.
CAGGGUAAUUCACUAUUCAAAACACAACGCAAAACGUAUGAAGAUGCAUUCACGGAUGUUCCUGCUGUGGUCAGUUUGUCUUGUACACGUGGAGAGUUUGACAGUCUCGGACUUCUAUCCUUUUGGGGUGGGCCACGGAGAUACUACAAUGGCAGCGAAUGAUGAUGGGAGCUCUCCAAAUAUUUCAAUUUCCACAAAAUUCCCAUUCUUCAAUCACCAACACGACAAAUUAAUUGUGAGUACGAAUGGUGCUAUUUCAUUCCUGACCCCAGUGUCUCAAUAUACUCCGGAUCCUUUCCCGCUUGGUGGCGACCGUAGACUUAUCACUCCCUUCUGGGGAGACUUGAAUACAAGGAAAGGGGGAAAUGUGCGGUACAGGGAAACUACAGACCCAAAAAUAUUAGAAAGAGCUUCCACUGAAAUCAGGGCGUACUUCCCCGAGUUUUACAGUUUUUACUCUGCUUGGGUUUUCAUAGCUACUUGGGAUGAUGUCGCCUUUUACGGAUGUUCGUCGACUGGUUGUUUAAAGAGAAACACCUUUCAGGCUGUACUGAUUACAAAUGGAUUACAUUCCUUCACUAUUUUUAAUUACGCAAACAUUGACUGGACAACUGGGACAGCAAGUGGUGGAAAUGCAGAUACUGGGCUUGGGGGAAAACCUGCACAGGUUGGUUUUAAUGCUGGUGACGGGAAAGUUUACUAUGUAGUGAAUGGCUCACGCACAGCAGACAUUGUCAACAUACACAAGAUGUCCAAUGUACGUAUUCCAGGAAAGUUCGUCUUCAGAAUAGAUUCGUCGGAGAUAGGAGGAGGAGGGUGUAACACGGAAGGUAAUGUCAUCAUAACGCCAAGUAGCGGUCCAAUGUUGGGUGGUCAACAUCUAACAUUCAGUGGACCUUGUAUAGAAGAAUACACUUCAUUCAAAGUCAAGUUCUCCAACACAAGAUAUACAUUAAGAUGUGAAAAGGACUCACCUUACAGCUUUUAUUGCAUUACACCUAUGUUUGACAGCACUGGUAAUAUUCAAGUAGAUAUCAUAUUGGCUGACGAAAGCAAAACCAAACCGUUCAUAGGAAACUACACUAUAUGUAAGUACCUGUAUCAAAUUAUGUAUGAAUUUCUCUACUGA